CAACAAAUGAAAAUCUAUAGUCAAUGAAAUGAUACCCUGAAUAUGUUGAGAAGAUGGAAUUUGUAGUCCAACCUAGAAUUCUAUACCCAGAGAAGACAUCUUCAAGAAUGAAGGCAGGACAAUUGACUUGUGUCCUUGGGAAACCCCCGUUGCUCCCUUUCCCCUGGCUGGCAGUGAGGAGGCCACACUAUGGCUGGAGUUACUAUAAAAGACAUGAACCAGCAGGAGUUCAUCAGCGCUCUGGCAGUCUUCCUCAAGUCUGAGAAACUGAAAGUCCCUAAAUGGGUGGGGGGUGGACACCAUAGCAUAAAGAGGUUGCUUGCUCCCUGUGAUGAGAACUGGUUCUACACAUGGGCUGCUUUGACAGCAUGGCACCUGUACCUCCAGGGCAGUACUGGGGUCAGCUCCAUGACCAAGAUCUAUGUGGGAUGUCAGAGAAACGGGGUCAUGCCCAGCCACUUAAGCAGAGGCUCCAGGGGCGUGGCCCACAGGUCCUGCACACCUUGUGAGGGGCUGAAAACAAUGGAAAAGGACCAAGAUGGGGCUGUAGACUGAUAUCGGGGACAGAGAGAUCUGGGAAGAAUCACUGGACAGGUGGUAACUGCCUCCCAGAAGCAUCAGAACAAAUGUUGGGUUAA
Molecule: messenger RNA, 638 nt
Organism: Nyctereutes procyonoides (raccoon dog)
Lineage: Eukaryota; Metazoa; Chordata; Mammalia; Carnivora; Canidae
Product: 40S ribosomal protein S19-like
Exons: 1
Coding region: 190-555 (121 amino acids)
Biological process (GO): translation; ribosomal small subunit assembly
Cellular component (GO): cytosolic small ribosomal subunit; ribosome
Molecular function (GO): RNA binding; structural constituent of ribosome
Source: RefSeq, a predicted model, not a curated record